CUUUUUUUCCUAUUUUCUUAAUCGUGUAAGAAUUUCAAAUUCUUCGGUUUGCUUGUUCUGGGGACUUCAAAUUUACAGAUCUCCUCCAUUCUAUCUUAUUACCCUUUGUUUAUAUCUAGCCUCACCAAUUCCCUUAAAUAUAUAGGAUUCUCGUAGACGCACUUUUGCCCGUAUUCGGCACGGGUGCCGUACCUAUCAACUCCAGAUUUCGUCACAAGUCGUCAGCAGGAUGAAGUACGUUUUGGUCAGCGGCGGUGUCAUUAGUGGCAUUGGAAAAGGCAUCAUAGCAUCUUCUUCCGGACUUUUACUUAAGACAACUGGUCUUAAAGUUACGGCAAUUAAGAUUGACCCAUAUCUUAACGUAGAUGCCGGCACGCUAGGUCCCCUCGAACAUGGCGAAUGCUUUGUUCUCAAGGAUGGGGGCGAAUCCGAUCUCGACCUAGGAAACUAUGAACGUUAUCUCAAUCUCAAUCUUACCAACGAAAACAAUAUCACGACUGGCAAGAUCUACAAAGCCGUGAUUGAACGAGAACGGAAGGGUGACUACAUUGGCCGUACCGUUCAGGUCGUACCUCAUAUCACAGAUGCUAUUCAGGACUGGAUCCAGCGCGUAGCGAAGAUACCCGUCGAUGACAGUGGCGAAGAGCCCGAUGUCUGCAUUAUUGAACUAGGUGGUACCGUAGGCGAUAUUGAGAGCAUGCCCUUCGUCGAGGCAUUGACCCAAUUCAGAUACAAGGUCGGCAAAGGAAAUCUUGUCAAUAUCCAUGUGUCUUAUGUCCCCAUCAUACAUGGGGAAGAAAAAACAAAACCAACCCAGCACGCCAUCAAGCAGAUGCGAAGCGCAGGCUUAAUACCGGACUUAAUUGCUUGUCGCUGCGAACGUGCUCUUGACGAGGUUACGACCCAGAAGAUAGCCCGGAGCUGUCAAGUGGAGUUCAAGCAAGUUCUUACGGUUCGAGAUAUAGAAACUAUUUAUCAGGUACCACUUCUACUCGAAGAUCAGGGAUUACUUGACCGUUUACGAGAGGCCCUGAUGCUAGAUGAGCUAUCUCUCCCGUCAACAAUGAUCAACAAAGGUGAAAAUUUGUGGCAACUAUGGAAGAAGACUGUUGUUUCGAAACCAUAUCUAGAGCCCGUGAACAUCGCCCUGGUUGGCAAAUACAUUGCACUACCCGAUAGCUAUCUUUCCGUAAUCAAAGCGCUAGAACACUCAGCAAUGAGGUGCAAUCGGAAAUUGAACUUAGCUUGGAUUGACGCAGAGCAUUUGGAAGAUGCCACUUUACAGAGCGACCCCACCACUUAUCACAAGGCUUGGUCGCAACUAACCAUUGCUUCUGGAUGCAUCUGCCCAGGGGGAUUUGGCGGUAGAGGCGUUCCAGGGAUGGUCAAGGCAGCUAAAUGGGCUCGUGAAUGUAAAAUUCCUUACCUGGGUAUUUGCCUUGGAAUGCAAGUCGCCGUUAUUGAAGCCGCGCAAAAUCUCUGCGGCUAUAAGAAUGCAACCUCGGCAGAGUUUGACGCCCAGGCCGAGCAUCCGGUUAUCAUAUUCAUGCCGGAAGGAUCAAAGGAGAUAAUGGGUGGUACAAUGCGACUCGGCACGAAGACAACUCAUUUCCAACCCGGGAGUGAGUGGAGUAAGCUCCGGGCAUUAUACGGAGAUGUCGACGGGAUGGAUGAGCGACAUCGGCACCGUUACGAAGUUAACCCCGACUACGUGGAAGAGCUCGAGAAGGCCGGUCUCAAUUUCAUAGGAAAGGAUGAAACAGGCAAGCGUAUGGAGGUGGUUGAGUUGAAGGAACAUCCCUUCUUCGUUGGAGUUCAGGCACACCCCGAGUUUACUUCCCGUGUUCUGGGUCCCUCACCUACAUAUCUCGGCUUUAUAGCCGCCACUACGGGCUGCCUCGACCAGGUUAUACAGGAAAUCCGGCAACAGGGGCACACCGGUAAGCUUGUUAACGGAAUAGACGAGAGCGUCCAUUUCUGAAAAGAUAUAUGUUACAAGCCGACAAUGGACAUAUAUGAGACUUAUUAGACCAGGCAUAUUCCUUGUUCGGGGAGAAGAAGGGACUUUACCUGCCUUCUGGCUAUAGAGCUAAAGUGGAUAAUAAUUGCAUAUUUGGGUCAAACGUCUCGAAACUCGUACUCAAUUCGAGAUAGUUUUUGCUAACCUUAUUAUGCCUUUUAGCUAGUAAUGCAAAUAGGGAAUUAAUAAGUCAAAUCUAAUAAA
This is a messenger RNA of Annulohypoxylon maeteangense, 2224 nucleotides long. Its product is annotated as CTP synthase. Gene Ontology annotation, cellular component: cytoophidium; cytoplasm. NCBI's taxonomy places the organism in Eukaryota, Fungi, Ascomycota, Sordariomycetes, Xylariales, Hypoxylaceae. Gene Ontology annotation, molecular function: identical protein binding; CTP synthase activity. The coding region runs from base 230 to 1981 and encodes 583 amino acids. The record is from RefSeq and is a predicted model, not a curated record. Gene Ontology annotation, biological process: pyrimidine nucleobase biosynthetic process; CTP biosynthetic process. The transcript has 12 exons.